Molecule: messenger RNA, 457 nt
Organism: Dreissena polymorpha
Lineage: Eukaryota; Metazoa; Mollusca; Bivalvia; Myida; Dreissenidae
Source: RefSeq, a predicted model, not a curated record
UUGCCUGGUUUAUCGUCACGGUGCGCCGCUAGCGGGCAACACAGCUUAGUGUACACAUCGGGUGCGGUUCAGUAAGGAUUAGACGUUUACGCACAGUUUGCGAACAAUUACCGGAAAAUGGGCGAGUGGCAAAACGGAUUGUUUGGAUGCUUUUCUAAUUGUGGCGUUUGCAUCAUAACAUAUUUUGUCCCGUGUUUGACUGCUGGACAAACUGCUGAGAAAGUAGGGGAGUCGUGUUGCCUGUACGGAUUUCUCUCAAUACUGGGACCCAUCGGAAUCUGGUCACGUGCAAAAAUUAGGGGCAAAGUGAGGGAAACGAAGGGUAUCGAUGGUUCCUUUGGUGGCGACUGCCUGAUGGCCUGGUUCUGUGGUCUAUGUGCGCUCGUCCAGGAGGCAAAUGAACUCGGUGGGGCAUCAAGGGAUGUCCAUGGUGCGAGAAUAGGAACCGGGAACCAUC